Molecule: messenger RNA, 2544 nt
Organism: Clupea harengus (Atlantic herring)
Lineage: Eukaryota; Metazoa; Chordata; Actinopteri; Clupeiformes; Clupeidae
Gene: rbm46
Product: probable RNA-binding protein 46
Exons: 5
Coding region: 8-1654 (548 amino acids)
Molecular function (GO): RNA binding
Source: RefSeq, a predicted model, not a curated record
UGGAAAUAUGACCAGAGAAGACAGCCGACUUGAAAGCCCAAAUGAAGCGGCACUGUUAGCUCUGCUGGAGAAGACCGGCUACAGUAUGGUCCAAGAGAAUGGCCAAAGGAAGUUCGGUGGUCCACCUCCAGGUUGGGAAGGCCCUCCUCCUCCUCGGGGCUGCGAAGUUUUUGUGGGCAAGAUCCCACGGGACAUGUACGAGGACGAGCUGGUGCCCGUGUUCGAGCGUGCUGGCCGCAUCUAUGAGUUCCGCCUGAUGAUGGAGUUCAGCGGCGAGAACCGCGGCUACGCCUUCGUCAUGUACACGACCCGCGAGGCAGCCCAGCGUGCCAUCCAGAUGCUGGACAACCACGAGAUACGGCCUGGCAAGUUCAUCGGCGUGUGCGUGAGCCUGGACAACUGCCGCCUGUUCAUCGGCUCUAUCCCCAAGGACAAGCGCAAGGAGGAGAUCCAGGAGGAGAUGAUGAAGGUGACCGAGGGAGUUGUGGACGUGAUCGUUUACCCCAGCGCCACUGAUAAGACGAAGAACCGCGGCUUCGCCUUUGUGGAGUACGAGUCUCACAAGGCUGCGGCCAUGGCUCGCAGGAAACUCAUUCCAGGCACGUUCCAGCUGUGGGGCCACACCAUCCAGGUGGACUGGGCGGAGCCGGAGCGUGACGUGGACGAGGAGACGAUGCAGCGCGUGCGGGUGCUCUACGUGCGCAACCUGAUGCUGCACACCACCGAGGAGACGCUGCGCGCCGAGUUCUCGCGCCUCAAGCCCGGCUCGGUGGAGCGCGUCAAGAAGCUCACCGACUACGCCUUCGUGCACUUCCACUCGCGCGAGGACGCCGUCGCCGCCAUGCACGCCUCCAACAGCGCCCUGGUCGACGGCUCGCCCAUCGAGGUCACCCUCGCCAAGCCCGUCAGCAAGGACGGCAGUCGACGCUUCAACGGCCGCGGGGGUAUGCUCGCCGGCAUGCCCAUGGGCGGCCCUUACGGCGACGCCGGUGGCUUCGUCUUCCAGGGCAAGCCGGAUGACCUCACUGGCAUGGCGGCGGUAACCACGAGCAUGGGAGGGCUCAAGCUGUUCACCAACGGUGGUGGCAUCGGCAGUGGGGGCAACUCGGGGCGUCCUCUCAGCCUGCCGCCGCGGCUGGGCAGCCCGUGCGGGCUGGACGUGGAGCGCUGCGUGUUCCCCUUCCACCCCGGCUCCAGCCUGGUGCCCGUGGGGCUUCAGGCGCUCAAGCCUGGCCAGCUCAGCUCGGCCGUCAGCCUGCUGGAGUACCACUGCCUGAAGAACGGCUGGGCGCCGCCCGAGUACUACCUCUACUCUACGGUGGCCCAGGAGGGCAAGAUGCUGCUGAUCUACAAGGUGGUGCUCAGCAGCACGCGCAGCAGCUUCAUGCCCGACAAAGUGUGCACCGUGCUGGAGGAUGCCAAGGAGCUGGCUGCGCAGCACGCGCUCUGGAGCCUGGAUUGCUCCUUCCUGGGCCAGGGCUCUCCUGGCAGCCUGUCUCCCCCGGCCCCUUCCUCCUCCCCCGGGCUGCUCACCUUCGGCUGCCGCCCCGUCCCCUACCCCAGCUACCCCCUGGCACCCCUGUCCCCGCCCCUGUCCCUCAGCAGCGCUCCAGGCCAGAGGAUCUACCUGCCCAGCCAGACACCCUACUACUGAGACCCGGCCGGCAAGCAGCCGCCUGUCUGACUUGUUUUCUGACUUGUUUGUCACGCAUCACUGGCAGGACGUCAGAUUUGUAAGGAAUGUGAUGGUGUUGUAUAUACGGCAUUUUAUCGGGGGGUUCUGAAUUUUGUUGUGUUUGUGUUCUUAUCUUUGCUUAUCUUGUGUUGUUUUUCGACUUUCAUUGUGAAAGCCAGUGAAAAGUAUUAAUAACAUCCUAUUAUAUAUGCAUUUAGUCGUGUAGUUUUUCAUUGUGUAAAUACAAGUUCCCAGUAACAUUGCAGGUUUAAAAAAUACAUUUCUUUCUUUUUAUCGAAUUAACUAUUGCUUUUCAUCCCAAGGGCCUCUGUAACACAGUACCGCUGUGAAUCUUGGACCUCGGUAUGCCUGUCACCCUUGGCAAUAAUGAAAAUAGAAAAUAGUGUUUUGACUCAUUUUGUAAAUUUAUUUUAAACAUAUAGUAUUGUAUUAUUUUCAUUAUUUGUUGUCACUGAUUUUGUAGCAAUUUUUUUCAACAUAAUAUGGUUUAAUUUAGAAAAUGUGGCAAUCUAAAUUUGAUAGAAUCUGUGUUGCUUUAUUUAACAGAAAUAUGUAUUAAUGUCUACCCAUUGUGGAGUCCUGAAAAUAUCAGUUUUUAAAGUGAUUAAAAAUAUUUAUUUAUUGAAGUGUUGCAAAUGCACAAUUUGUGCACAUCAGUGAGACUUAACUAAAUAUCAAAAUUAUAAAAUCACGUCAAUGAUCCGAAAUUAGCAAUGUGAUAAUAGAAAAAAAUAUUUGUAAACACUUAUAUAUAUUUACCUAUACUAAUAUGCCUUUAUCACUGCAAUUCACAUUCCAAAAUUGAUGCCAUAAUUAGAUGCCGUCCAAAUGUCCUCUUUUUAAAAUCA